Molecule: messenger RNA, 529 nt
Organism: Anopheles maculipalpis
Lineage: Eukaryota; Metazoa; Arthropoda; Insecta; Diptera; Culicidae
Exons: 3
Coding region: 8-529 (173 amino acids)
Biological process (GO): positive regulation of voltage-gated potassium channel activity; sleep; regulation of synaptic transmission, cholinergic
Source: RefSeq, a predicted model, not a curated record
GUCCCAAAUGGACCGGUUUAGCAGACACAACGGCAGUCGACCGGUGCUAUUGGUAGCGUUACUUCUAUUAUUUAUUGCAGAAUUGGAAUAUGUGGCGGGCAUUAAAUGUUACCACUGUACGGUGGCACCACCGAGCCGACAUCAAAACAACACCAAAACGCAACUAUGCUCCAAGUUUGACGAAUCUAGCUACUAUGAGGUAGACUGUCCAUGGUCGACCAUGUGCAUGAAGCGCAUUUUCAAGCUGAAGCUACUAAAGGGCGAACAAGAAACGGUCAGCCGAGGUUGUGCCCAGCAAAAGAACACAGAACAGGUUUACCGAUCCGGUUCCUGGACGCCGCAGCACAACAUCGAGGAACCGUACACGGAGGGAUGCCAAACGAUAGACGAUUCUACGUACUGCUUUUGCCGGGGGUCUCUGUGCAAUUCGGCUACGAAAACGACUGACCGAGCCAACUAUCAUACGGACGCGAUGGCCGUUAUUUUUGUGUUUAACGUAAUGAAGUACAUUCGCAGCGCAGAGUUCUGA